AUGGCGAAACAAGAUGGUGUACAUGGCAUGUUCACCGUUACAUCAGGAUGUGUGUGCUUCGGAUCCCUCCAUAAUAUCUGGGGCGGAUCUCUUGCCCCAGUCCAGCCCUUCUGCCAGGUCAAACCUCAGUCAUCGGGUACAGUUCUGGCCCACGAGUUCAAGCACAACAUCGCUGCAGUGAAUGGAACCUGGAAUGUGUUCCAGCUUAAAGAUCUCCGAUCAGGACAAGCUUCUGGCUGGUUCGCAUGCCAUAUCAAUGUGGAUCCAGGUCGCGAAAUUGAGAAAAUCCUCACCAUCUCUGGGUCACCAUAUGAGGACAACCACGGCAGCACUAUGAACAAUGACACUACGUUCGAUAAUGGUGUCUUUGUCAUCAACCGGUAUGACUGGGGCUACUACGCUCAUGAGUUCCUCGAGGAGAUUGGCGAGGGAGUUUCAGAAGGCGAUGCCGAUGUGCUCGCGGACUCUAAUUCGGCAGGCCUUGCAGACUACGCACAGGCGCAGGCGAAAGUCCAGGAAUGGCGACAGUGCAAGCCUAGUAGGCGACGCAUUUCGGAUGGUGGUGUCUGGAUGUAUUCCCCUGAUGCAGAGUACAUGUUUGGCCGCUUUGGUUUCAACGAAGCCCGGACUGGGGCGCAUUCAUUUUUGUUCUUUUCCACAAAUACUGAAUUUUCUCACACCGUUAUAGCAGGCCGCUCAGAGACCCUGCGCCAAGAAGAUAAUUUAAAUAUAUGA
Molecule: messenger RNA, 735 nt
Organism: Clonostachys byssicola
Lineage: Eukaryota; Fungi; Ascomycota; Sordariomycetes; Hypocreales; Bionectriaceae
Source: the annotation of a GenBank genome assembly